Messenger RNA from [Torrubiella] hemipterigena, 2946 nucleotides. The record is from the annotation of a GenBank genome assembly. NCBI's taxonomy places the organism in Eukaryota, Fungi, Ascomycota, Sordariomycetes, Hypocreales, Clavicipitaceae.
CUAAUUAGCAUCCCUGUUUUCCGCCAUCAAGAUCCUGCGCUACUCCCCUCCAGUAAAGCCCAGCCUGCCUACAGCGCCACCACCACGCAACGUGCUGCUGUCCGCCCGCCCGCCCGCCCCCGGAAAGGCAAAAAAAAGUUCGAUUGUUGUUUUCUUUGGAAUUUUACUUUUUCCCAUUGUUUUAAUUGGACUCGGUCAAAACGUCACGAGUUGCUAGCGAGUCGCACUGACAAAGGCUAUUCUUCAACUCGGUCUGGACCCUUCGCCCCACGCUCUUCGCUCUCUUCUCUCUGCCCAUUUCGCAUUCAUUCAUCCCGAUCACUCCAUCUCCUAUCUAUCUAUCUGUUACUGCUACUGCUGUCGCUGCUGCAGGUAAUCUAUCAAUCUAUCUAUCAGUCAGCAGACGCGCAGUCAAACAAACCCACCCUGCGCCCCGGCACACACCGUAGUCCCCAUUGUCUCCAUCACCUCACUUGCUCGCCUCAUCUCGCUAUCACAAUGCCCGAGGACGAGGAUCCAAAUCCCGCUCUCAGCCAAGAAGAGCAGGACGAUGGCUCCAGUGCCGAGGAGACUAUCAACCAUGGGUCGACAGACUCCGCGCACCCUCGUAAGAAGCGCAAGAGGGGAAAGUAUCAAAAGACUUCAUGCGAACUGUGUAAAGCACGCAAAGUCAAGUGCGAUCGCGCUGAGCCCGCUUGCUCAUGGUGCGCUAGACACAACCGCAAUUGCGUGUACCUGGAGCGACAGAAGCCAGGCAGCCGAAUUGGCUUCAGUCUUGAGCUAGAGGCCAAGGUGAACCGCAUCGAUGCUCUGCUUCAGACGCUCGGUCGUCGCGUGGAAGAACAUAUCGCGCAAGGACACAGUGAUCCAGCGCAGACCUUGUCGCCAGCCAUCAGCAAUCCGCCACCGCCUGCUCACUCAGAACGCAGCCGUGCGAGCCCAGGAAGCACUUCUCGACAUACCCCUACGGCGCAAGGUGGUGCGGGAAGCCAGGGAUACGACGAUCAUGAUACACCACACAGAUCUCAGCCUGGUGGUCCGCGGUCAUCCAUCUCCAUGGUCGACAGCGGUUUUCCACCGACUUCCUUGCCGCCGCCCGCGUUUGGCGGUAUGAGGCGAGGCCCAUCAUCGCUAUCUGCUGGUUCAGAUUUGCCUCCCCAGGAUAUUGUCUACACCCUGGUGGACUUGUACUUUAAGCACUGUAAUACUUGGUGUCCGAUUCUCGACAGAAAAACUACCUUUAGCGUCUUCUUUGGAUCGACGUCUCUCAACGAAGCAGACCGCGUUCUGCUGCACGCCAUUGUCGCCACCACUCUCCGAUUUCUCAAGGACCCCAGACUCUCUCCCGAGAUGCGGUCGCACUACCACGCGGUAUCACGACAAGCAGUCCAACUAUAUGCAAUGGACAAUGCCAACGUUGAAGCGCUACGAGCACUUGUCAUUGUUUGUCUGGACGAGCUCGGUACCUCCAACGGCCCCAAAGGGUGGAACCUCCUGGCCAUCCUGGCACAGAACGUGCGGCAGCUUGGGCUAUGCGAGGAAAGCAGCAUUUUCCUGUCUGUAGAUACCGACGAAGAUACCCCACAGACAGGCUCCAUACGAAGAGUUGCGAUUGACAGCCCGUCAUCGUGGAUUGAAGACGAGGGCCGACGCCGACUAUGCUGGAUGGUGUAUCUGCUGGACCGAUACGCCACGCUAGCUACGACGACAUUCGAUUUCAUGCUCGACGAUACCAAGAUGAAGCGUAUGCUUCCUUGCUCCUACGACUUGUUCUCUCGAGACGUCCCCGUUGAAACGAGAGCAUGGGCAUGGAACUCGGAGCAACAUGGUGCAGCUGGACUGACAAUCAACCGACCUGAGAAUCUGGGGAGUUUCUCGUACCACUGCGAAAUCCUCCGUAUUCUCAGCAAGGUCCACGACUUUCUCAAGCAGCCAGUCGAUAUCACCUCCCAAUCCGAAAUGGCAACUUGGCGAAACAACUAUCGAGCGCUCGACAGCGCCUUGGAUACCUGGCUGCGCGGACUCCCUGGCGACUACAGCAAGAUCUCGGCGCUCUGCCACUCGGACCCGGCAAGCCGUGUAGCCAACUGGUUCAUGCUACAUAGCGCCUACGUGACUGCUGUUGUGCGUUUACAUUCUUCAGCAGCAUAUCCAACAGUCCGUUCAUCGCUGUUUGUGCCGUCGCACUACGCUAUGCAGCGGUGCUUGUCCGCCGUACAAAGUCUGGGAGAUAUCGCGCAAGAUGUAUACGAAGCUAGCGGCUUGGAUAUCCUUGGCCCGCCUUUUGUCUUUUCGCUAUGGGUAGCUGCUCGCCUGCUGCUUGUCCACGCCGCCACUAUCGGAUGUCCCGUCGACCCGCGCAUCGAAUUCUUUAUCGAAAUCCUAGGCCAUGUCGGCAAAUACUGGGACGUUGCGAACAACUACGCCAAGAUCCUGGCUAGAGUCGUCCAGCGCGCAAGACAGGGCGACAUGAACUUUACGGCAAUGCGACGCAGCGCCCAUGGUCUGGUGACCCUCACGGCAUCGACGCGCCAAUCUGGUAUUGAGCAAACGUCGACGCAGAGUACCUCUCUAAGUGAGUUGGACAAUAUUGACGUCUUUGACUUUUUCAACUAUCCCAAGGUAUCGGAGCCCGUGGCCCGCGCCGUCAAUGGCCAGUCGAGUCUGUCGCAGUCGCCGCCGCAGGCACAGCAACAGCAACAGCUACAGCAGCAGCUACAGGCGGAUCAAUCUAUGAGAAUGCCGGAUCCGGAAUCAGAUUGGUUGGGAUUUGGAGGACAAUUCUGAGGCAUGUAAUCGAGUGGCUGCCCGUUCUAGCAGAGCAUCAUCUCGUAUUGUUAUUAAAAGAAUAUUGAUUGAAAGAUACCCAUUUACGGGGUGUACUUGUUCUUGUGUACCAACUAGUAUAUACCCCAUAGAAAUUGUAACACGAAUCUACUGCUGUUG